Acomys russatus (golden spiny mouse) is the source of this 4223-nucleotide messenger RNA. It is a transcript of the gene Pde3a, whose product is annotated as phosphodiesterase 3A. Bases 179 to 3607 code for a protein of 1142 amino acids. NCBI's taxonomy places the organism in Eukaryota, Metazoa, Chordata, Mammalia, Rodentia, Muridae. Gene Ontology annotation, cellular component: cytosol. The record is from RefSeq and is a predicted model, not a curated record. The transcript has 16 exons. Gene Ontology annotation, molecular function: 3',5'-cyclic-AMP phosphodiesterase activity. Gene Ontology annotation, biological process: oocyte maturation; positive regulation of oocyte development.
AGGAUUCCAAGGCUGAUCCUGCUAACUGCCAACUUGAAGAAGUCUUCGCUCGCACUCUCGAGUUCUCUGCAAGGUUGAAACUUCGCAUAGAUCAAGGAAAAGGGAUUCCGGGAGUAGGGCCGAGAAAGGAGCGGAGGCAGGAGUGGGACGGGCGGGGGUUGCCCGGAGAGCGCACCGCAUGGCAGUACUGGGAGAGGCCGCCCAAGACCGGAUCAAGCCCGGCCUUGAAGGGUCAAGUCCCGCUCGGGUGGCGAGCAGAGACCACCACCGUCGUGGCGCAUCCCCUCUAUCCCGGCGAGGCUCAGGUUGUUGGGGAGCCCCGGGGCUGCAGCCGCUCCGGAGCUCGUCGCAACUCUUCUCGGCGCUGUGCGCGGGCUCCCUGUCCGUGCUGCUGGCGCUGCUAGUGAGGCUAGUCGGUGGGGAGGUCGGAGGCGAGCUGGAGUCGACUCAGGAGGCGGCGGCCGAGGAGGAGGAGGAGGAGGAAGGAGCCCGAGGGGGCGUCUUCCCGGGCCCUCGGGGAGGUGCUCCCGGGGGCGGCGCGCAGCUCAGCCCUUGGCUGCAGCCAGCCGCGCUGCUCUUCAGUCUCCUGUGCGCCUUCUUCUGGAUGGGCUUGUGCCUGCUGCGCGCCGGGGUGCGCCUGCCUCUAGCUGUCGCGCUGUUAGCCGCCUGCUGCGCCGGGGAAGCGCUGGUGCAGCUCUCUUUUGGCGUGGGGUACGGUCUCCUGCUGUCGCUGCCCGCCGCGGGGGUCCUGCUCAGCUGCCUAGGUGGCGCGACAUGGCUGGUGCUGAGGCUGAGGCUGGGCGUCCUCAUGGUCGCCUUGACUAGCGCGCUCAGGACUGUGGCCCUGGUUUCUCUGGAGAGGUUCAAGGUCGCCUGGAGACCUUACCUGGCUUACUUGGCGGCUGUGUUGGGGCUGCGGCUGGCCAGGUACGCGGAGCAGAUCCUGCCGCAUUGCUCCGGGCCGGCUCCGCCCAGGGAGCCGUUCGGGUCUCAGCUGAGCACGAGGAGCAAGGACGAGAUUCCGGUGUGGUGGAAGAGGAGGAGGCGGUCCAGCUCGGUGGUGGCCGGCGAGAUGUCCGGCUGCAGCGGCAAGUCGCACCGGAGGACCUCCCUGCCCUGCAUACCCAGGGAGCAGCUCAUGGGCCAUUCAGAAUGGGACCACAAGAGAGGACCACGAGGAUCCCAGUCAGGAACCAGCAUCACUGUGGAUAUUGCUGUGAUGGGCGAGGCACACGGCCUCAUUACUGACCUCCUCGCAGACCCUUCUCUGCCCCCAAAUGUGUGCACAUCCUUGAGGGCCGUGAGCAACCUGCUCAGCACCCAGCUCACCUUCCAGGCCAUCCACAAGCCCAGAGUUAACCCCACUGUGACCUUCAGUGAGAACUACACCUGCUCAGAUUCUGAGGAAGGCUUGGAGAAAGACAAGCUGGCCAUUCCCAAGCGCUUGAGAAGAAGUUUGCCUCCAGGCUUGCUGAGAAGAGUCUCGUCCACAUGGACAACCACAACCUCUGCCACAGGCCUGCCCACCCUGGAGCCCGCACCAGUGCGGAGGGACCGCAGUGCCAGCAUCAAGCCACAUGAAGCAUCUUCACCCAGUGCUGUCAAUCCCGAUUCUUGGACUGCCCCAGUAUUGAUGACUCUCACCAAGAGCAGAUCAUUCACUUCGUCCUAUGCUGUCUCUGCAGCUAACCAUGUAAAAGCUAAAAAGCAAAACAGGCCAGGUGGCCUUGCUAAAAUUUCACCCGUUCCCUCACCCUCCUCCUCACCUCCGCAAGGAUCACUUGGCAGCAGUCCCAUCAGCAGCAGUCCUUCAGCACAGUUUCCAGAAUCCUCCGAAGCAACUGCCAAGCGAGGCCCCGGAUCUCACAGGGCCUUAUCUUACACCCAAAGUGCCCCCGACCUGUCACCUCAGAUCCUGCCCCCACCUGUCAUAUGUAGCAGCUGUGGCAGACCUUAUUCACAAGGGAAUCCUGCAGAUGGAUCCUCGGAAAGAAGUGGCCCAGCCAUUCAAAAACCAAACAGAACAGAUGAGACUUCUCAAGUUACCUCCGAUUAUGAGACCAACAACAACAGUGACAGCAGUGACAUUUUGCAGAAUGAAGAGGAGGCUGAGUGCCAGAGAGAGCCACCGAGGAAAGCAUCUGCGUGUGGCACCUAUACCUCCCAGGCCAUGAUCUUCCUGGACAAACCGAUUCUUGCUCCGGAACCCCUGGUCAUGGAUAACCUGGACUCAAUUAUGGAUCAGUUAAACACCUGGAAUUUUCCAAUUUUCGAUGUAGUGGAAAACAUAGGGAAAAAAUGUGGCCGUAUUCUGAGCCAGGUGUCAUACAGACUGUUUGAAGACAUGGGCCUCUUUGAAGCCUUUAAGAUCCCGGUGAGGGAAUUUAUGAAUUACUUUCAUGCUUUGGAGAUCGGAUACAGAGACAUUCCUUAUCACAACAGAAUCCACGCCACAGACGUCUUACAUGCCGUGUGGUAUCUCACAACGCAGCCGAUUCCUGGCUUCCCAAGUGUAAUCGGUGAUCACGGAUCAGCAAGCGACUCAGAUUCUGACAGUGGAUUCACACACGGACACAUGGGAUAUGUGUUUUCAAAAAUGUAUCACGUGCCAGAUGACAAAUACGGAUGUCUGUCUGGGAAUAUUCCAGCCUUAGAGCUGAUGGCUUUGUAUGUCGCUGCAGCCAUGCAUGACUAUGACCACCCAGGCAGGACGAAUGCCUUCUUGGUCGCCACGAGCGCCCCUCAGGCUGUGCUGUACAAUGACCGCUCAGUUCUGGAGAAUCAUCACGCAGCUGCAGCAUGGAGUCUCUUCAUGUCCCGGCCAGAGUAUAACUUCUUAGUUAACCUGGACCACGUGGAAUUUAAGCACUUCCGGUUCCUAGUCAUCGAAGCAAUUUUGGCUACUGACCUGAAGAAACACUUUGACUUUGUAGCCAAAUUUAACGCCAAGGUGAACGAUGAUGUUGGCAUAGAUUGGACCAAUGAAAACGACCGUCUCUUGGUGUGCCAAAUGUGUAUAAAGUUGGCUGACAUAAACGGGCCCGCUAAGUGUAAAGAUCUCCACUUGCGCUGGACGGAAGGCAUCGCCAGUGAGUUUUAUGAGCAGGGCGAUGAAGAAGCCAGCCUUGGUUUGCCCAUAAGCCCCUUCAUGGACCGCUCUGCCCCGCAGCUGGCCAAUCUUCAGGAAUCCUUUAUCUCACACAUCGUGGGUCCUCUUUGCCACUCCUAUGACUCUGCGGGUCUCAUGCCAGGAAAAUGGGUGGAUGACAAUGACGACUCAGGAGACACCGAUGACCCAGAAGAAGAUGAGGAAGAAGCCGAAACACCAAAUGAGGAAGAAACCUGUGAAAACAAUACAGCUCCCGGAAAGAAAACUUUCAAAAGGAGGAAAAUCUACUGCCAAAUAACUCAGCAUCUUCUACAGAACCACAUGAUGUGGAAGAAAGUGAUUGAAGAAGAACAGUGUUUAGCAGGCACAGAGAACCAGUCCCCAGACCCGGCGCCUCUGCAGCACCCCUCAGAGCAGAUCCAGGCUAUCAAGGAGGAAGAAGAAGAGAAGGGGAAACCAAGAGCAGAGGAGGCCCUGGCUCCACAGCCAGACCUGUGACCAUGGGUAGAGCAAGCUCCGGGUGCAGACCGAAUGACUUGUCCCUGACACUUCCCAAGCCAGCACAACACUUAGACACAACGCUGUAGAAUACCAGAAGAUGGGCAAAUGGCUAAAGCGUUUGAGGAAUUCUUCACAUUAUGUGUGUUUGUUUUUACAGUGAGGGACAGCGCUGAAGACUCUACUCAAAGAAGCUUUCACUUUGCGACACCAGCGUCUAAAGAUUGUUUUAUAAGGAAGAAAUAUAUAUGUGUGUGUGUGUGUAUAACUUCCCACAUAGGCUCAUGUACGACUCAUAUUCACGCGUACACACAUGCACACUGAGAGCCAGGAUGCCUGACUCCACAAGAUAGUAACAGUCAUAUUAAGAUAUACAGAGGUCACUGUGACAUAAGAAAUCAUAAAGGGCAAGAACUCAUGAGAAAAUGUGCAGCUUAGCGAGGAAACAAAUGUAGGCUCCAGACAGGGCGGCCCUUGUUCUCCCUACUGAGGGAUGAACAUUCCAGAGCAUUGUUGGAAUUCUAAUGCACCCUGCCAACUGUGUGUGUGAGUGUGUGUGAGUGUGUGUGUGUGUGUGUGUGUGUGUGUGUGAGAGAGAGAGAGAGAGAGAGAGAGA